This is a messenger RNA of Amphibalanus amphitrite, 1042 nucleotides long. Its product is annotated as muscle-specific protein 20-like. Gene Ontology annotation, molecular function: protein binding. The coding region runs from base 188 to 721 and encodes 177 amino acids. Lineage: Eukaryota; Metazoa; Arthropoda; Thecostraca; Balanomorpha; Balanidae. The transcript has 5 exons. The record is from RefSeq and is a predicted model, not a curated record.
GGUCUCGCCCCACCAGAGGGUGAGUCAAGCCUCGGUGCCGGUGGGGCGACUCUGAAAAUAGCCGCGGCUGCAGGCUGCAGCUCUGUCCGCCGAGGGAGGAGCGUUUCCCCCGGCCUGAGGUCAGACGGCCACUCCGGAGCGCACCCGCCGCACGUGCACACGCCCUCUCACACAGCCGAGACCAGCCAUGCCGUGGAUAUUCGGUGGUCGGGAUAAGGCCCAGGAGGAGGAGGUGCAGCGCUGGAUCGAGACGGUUACUGGUGAACAGUGGCCGGCCGGGGUCCCGUACAGCGAUUUCCUCAGGGAUGGUGAGGCACUCUGCAAACUGAUGAACUCCCUUUCGCCUGGCUGCAUCAAGCGUAUCAACACAUCAGGAUCGUCAUUCAACUACAUGGACAACAUUCAUAGCUUCCUGAGGGCCGCCGUGGCGUACGGAGUUGCGGAUGUCGACCUGUUCGAGGGCUCGGACCUGCUCGAGGGGCGCAACAUCGAGAGGGUCACGCGCGCCAUCCAGGCCGUGGCCCGGCAGGCCCACCGUCACCCGGAGUACCGCGGCCCGCUGAUGGGCCCGCGGCCCGCGCAGCCCAACGUCCGCCACUUCGACGAGCAGACGCUGGCGGCCGGCAGCGCCACGCUCACCCAGCAGACGGGCUACAACCGGGGCGCCACGCAGGCCGGCCUGAGCUUCGGUAAACCGCGCCGCAUCAUCAUCGGCAAGUGACCGGUUCUCCAGCCGGCAGGCGACGGAAGAGGAUGGAGCGAUGAUAACGAUUCCAUGCGGGCCAGUGUGGCCAGACGCGCGUCGUGAACACCUCUGCUUGAUGAUGGAUUCAUGAGACUGAGAAGAUUAAUGAAAACUGCGUUGGGAUGUUCACUAGCUAUACCUAGAAUGAAUGCAUGAGUGCUGAUGAAAAUGAUUGAAUGACGAUCAGUGAAAAUUUCACGACGCGCUUUCGAGCGUUGUUUAAUUGCGUCUUAUGCACUAUUUUCUUAUGUAACAUAUUUUCAUCUCUCUCAUUGAAAUACAGGAACUGGUGCAGCA